AUGGUUGAAUUCCCUGAUAUUUUUUCCUAUGCACAUUCAAUUAUUGCAUUCAUGGGAAUGUCAUUCAAUAUUCUGUUGAUUUAUUUGGCAUUAUUCAAAACUCCGCGAGUUAUCCGAUCUUAUACAACUUUGAUUAUCAAUUUUGCGUUGACCGAUUUUUUUGCGUGCUUUUUCGAUUUUUUUGUUCAACAAAGAAUUAUUCCCGCCGGUAAGACAUUGGGAUAUAUUUCAAAUGGUUUCUGCAAAUAUCUUUCACCUGAAGCCUGUUAUGUUGGGUAGGUUAAUUUGUAGGCUGUAAAUCACCCAAAUGUGUUUUUCAGAUACAGUUUGAUGCUUCAUUUUCUCUCUCAUUCCCUUUGGUCCCUCCUUCUCUCAUUUUCAUAUCGAUAUUAUAUUUUAUUCCGUCCAGCACCAGAGAGAAUAACAAUUGUUCUUGUACUUCUCCUAGUUUAUUCACCCUCCCUUCUUCAAUGGAUCUCAUUUCUCUGGGCUCAAGAUGAACCUUCUGAAAUUGCUGAAAUCCUUCAUGUCAGAUUCCCAAAUUACACUUUAGAAGGGCAUGUUGUAACUGGUACCAAGAAUAUUCUUUCAUUCAGUGCUUUGUAUACAAUUCUUCAUAUGACUGUGCCAAUUACUCCGGUCUAUAUUUGUAUUCUGAUUUUGCGUCGAAAAAUUAUCAAUCGAUUGUCGUUUCAAGGAGUGAAUGUUACAAAAGAUACCAAGAACUUGCAUGCACAAUUAUUAAUGGUUAGUAAUUUUUGAGCUUUUUGCUCUUGAUUUUUCUGAAUAAGUUAAACAGAGAAGCCAUAGAACUGGGGAAAUUGAAUUACAUUCGUGUAAUUGUUUCAGGCGCUGACAUAUCAAGCAAUAAUCCCAGGUUUCUAUUUGUUCAGUGUUGGUUCUUAUGCUCUCGGUCAAUUUGGAAUCUACAAUCAUCCAGCUCUUGAAUAUUUCACAUUUUCUUCAUUUCUUUUCAUUCCAUUUUUAUCUCCUCUUGCUUCUUUUAUUUUUGUAACCCCUUACCGUAAUUUCAUUCUUCGCAAAGUUCAUAAGAGUUCAUCAAAAACUGAUGUUUCAUCAACACAACCACAUAAUGAUCAAACUAUUGCGUAUAUUGGAUAA
Caenorhabditis angaria is the source of this 1122-nucleotide messenger RNA. The record is from the annotation of a GenBank genome assembly. Lineage: Eukaryota; Metazoa; Nematoda; Chromadorea; Rhabditida; Rhabditidae.